AUGAAGGGCUUAGUACUGCCACUGCAAGCGUUGAAAUAUGCAAUAUAUUGGCGUAUUCUUUCUUUUACUUUCGAUACCAGUACCAGUAUACGCGCAGAUACUGAUGUUGAUACUGGUGUUAGGUGUUUGUGGGCGUUGUAUGGAGAAAAGAGAGACUUUUCGAGGCGACACAAAAUCGUUUUUCUCUUUGCGUUUCACGUGACGACGGGAACGCUGGACAUCGAGAAAAUCAAGGGAUUAAAAUCGACUGCGGCUGAGAAACUUCAAACGUUAACAGCAAAAGCUGCGACUGGUCUCCAGCAACUGAAAGAGACCGCCUCUAAUAGUCUCCAUGAAUUAGCUGAGACUGCAUCUCAUAACAUACAACAUUUAGGAGACGAUAUCGAUUUAAAUAAUCUAUACAAAUUAGAUGUACUACAUGUAAUACCUGCUGUAAAGUCUAAAUAUAAACUAAUCAAAGAUCUGUAUAAUAAACCUGAAACUAAAGUUAACGUUAUACAUAUAUACGGAGAUGAGUUGAAUUCUCACUUUGAUCACGCUAAGCUUGUUAAAGUGAAAGAAUGGCAUCCAGCUUUACCUCAUCAUGUUCACGAGCCGCCUCAUCACUUUCAUCACUCUCCUCAUCAUCCUCCACACCACCAUCACCAUUUAGAACACUAUCAUUUACGUUACCCUGUAAAAGAGUAUUAG
Diatraea saccharalis (sugarcane borer) is the source of this 690-nucleotide messenger RNA. Lineage: Eukaryota; Metazoa; Arthropoda; Insecta; Lepidoptera; Crambidae. The record is from the annotation of a GenBank genome assembly.